Molecule: messenger RNA, 1023 nt
Organism: Vicia villosa (hairy vetch)
Lineage: Eukaryota; Viridiplantae; Streptophyta; Magnoliopsida; Fabales; Fabaceae
Product: vascular-related unknown protein 1-like
Exons: 3
Coding region: 129-653 (174 amino acids)
Biological process (GO): xylem development
Source: RefSeq, a predicted model, not a curated record
CUUUUAUUAAUGCCAUGAUUAUGAUUUUUGGGUUUAUAAAUUCCCCCAACCUCUGACAAAACAUUCCAAUUAUUCUUCUCUUCUUCUUAUGCUAUAAAAACUAUAAACCAUUCUCUGAAAAAUCUUCAAUGGAAAAAACAAUAUCAGGCAGUGGCAAUGGAAACACAAAUUACCAACCUGAGGAGAGUGGUUGGACUUCUUACUUUGAAGAUUUCUCUAAACACAUUGAACCAAGUUAUUGUUCUUCGAGUUUAGGUGGUUCUUCUUUGGUCUCAGAUGCUGCUUCUUGUGCUGCAUGGAAAUUUUCUCAUAAAAAUCAUGUUAGAAACUCAUCAAAUCUCUCUAAGAAACUUUCUAUGAAGAAAACAAGAACUAAACAGAUUUCACAAGAUGAUCCUUUAGAGGAUACCGCUAGCUCCCCAGUCAAUAGUCCAAGGGUAAGUGACAUGAAUCCGAAAGAAAUGAUGUCAAGGAAGAUUGAUGAUCAACUUGAUGUUUCCAGGGGUAAGGGAUUUAAAUCAGAACAUUAUCCAAAGGUGGAAACAAAUGAUUGUGACAUAAAUUUCAAUGGAAAAAAUGUUGAUUGUACUGGUUUGGAGAAAAAGGGACUAUGCUUGGUUCCUAUGUCCAUGUUGGUUAAUUAUUAUGGAUGAAUUAUUAGUUCUUUGUCUAGAAUCUUAUUUCCACAUGGAGGUCAUUGUAUUUGAUAAUCUCGAUUGUUAGAUCAAGAUUAGACGGUUUAUAUUACAAGAUGAUUUCGAUGGUGUGAUGAAGAUUGGACGGUUGAAAUUCGGAGUUUCCACCUUAAUAUUGAAGUCGUUGCAUAAUAUAUAUGACCUCUAAUAUCUUAGAUUUCUCCAUUGAAGUGAAUUUGGGUUCAAGUACUCAUGUUAAAUUUGUAUAUAUAUAAAGAGCAUGAUACUGAAAUAAUUGUACCAUAUCUAUCAUUCUUCACAUGCUCAUAACUUGGAGCUGAGAAUUAAUGUUUCAUCAAUUAAUUAUUGAAUAUAGUCUUAUUUAGAA